ACUCUCGGUAGCUAUUCAGCCAUCAUUGCUGCCUCCUCUGAUCAAAUCCAGACUCAUCGCACGUACGGGCCGAAAUUCCGGCUUUGGUGCUCCGCUCCUUCGUCGACCUUUUGAGAGGGUGGGCUGUCGCGCGCGCACAAUAUCGGCUCUCGGCCACAAUUGGGCCGGAUAAAUAGGACGCAGGCGCACAAGCCAACUCUGGGGGAACUCCCGCAAAUCCUCCUUUUCUCAACUACCGGUUGAGUCGUUGACGGCACUGGCGACAAGAUGGCUGGGGGCGGUGACUCGAUUCCCAAGGCGUGCAUCUUUGACAUUGGGGGCGUUGUCGUUGGUUCCCCGCUCGUAGGCAUCAACGAGUACGAGAAAGAGCGUGGCCUGCCCUUCAACUAUCUCAAUGUCGCCAUCACACAGACUGGGAAGUCAGGCGCGUUCCAGAGACUGGAACGAUCCGAGAUCGACAUGUACACUUUCUAUGAGGCGUUUGGCAAGGAACUCAGCCAAGUCGACCUCAUGAAUCGAUGGUUCACCGAAUUCUGCAAGGCAAGAGGCACUGAGGUGCCAAAACUCCCAACAUCGCUCACAGUCGAUGGUCGAGAGCUUUUUGGCCUGAUGAUGAAGCAAUCGACGAAAGCGGACGCGAAGAUGGUCGCAGCAAUUGAGAAGCUUCGCGCCUCUGGUAACUUCAAAGUGGCCGCACUGACCAACAACUUCUCCCCGCCCACCCAGCCGCCAUCCGGCAGCGGCAGUGCAAGGGGAGGGCGCGUGCCUUCGCUCGAGGAGGAGCUCGACCACCUCGGCAUCGGUCAGGGCACCCGCCAGAUCAAGGGCCUCUUCCACCACUACAUUGAGAGUGCAAAGGUUGGCAUGCGCAAGCCCGAAGAGGGCUUCUACAAGUAUGCCUUGGACCUGCUCGGCGUCAAGCCAGAGGAGACGGUGUUUCUCGACGACAUCGGAAUCAAUCUCAAAGCGGCGCAGAAGCUCGGUAUAAAGACGAUCCGUGUCUCUCCCAAAUCGUCCCUCCCCGCGCUCCAAGAGCUCGAGAAAGUCGUUGGGAUGAAGCUCCUCGAAGGCGACGAUGCUGCACGAUCAAAAUUGUAGCAGCACGGACAAAUCUCGGAGCACUAGUCACGCCAUUUUGCAAGAAUCGUAUCAAUGAUAGGUAGCCAGAUGAGAGAAAAAGUAGAGACAGACCGUUAAAGAGAAGAAUAGAAGAGAAAGGGGGA
Acaromyces ingoldii is the source of this 1223-nucleotide messenger RNA. RefSeq names its product epoxide hydrolase N-termina. Lineage: Eukaryota; Fungi; Basidiomycota; Exobasidiomycetes; Exobasidiales; Cryptobasidiaceae. The record is from RefSeq and is a predicted model, not a curated record. Bases 268 to 1098 code for a protein of 276 amino acids. The transcript is spliced from 8 exons.